AUGAAUGUGUCAACUUGCAUCCAGCUCGUGAAGUCUUGCGGGAAUGCGCGAAAUCCCGUCCUGGCCAAACAGAUCCACGACCAAAUCCGAGGAACGCAUCACGAGAAUGAUCGUCUCGUUGCAAAUCUCUUGGUGGAGAUGUACGGAAAGUGCGGCCAAAUGCGAGAGGCAAAAGAAGCUUUUGACAGCAUUAAAGAACCAAAUGUUUUCUCGUCGACUAUUUUUCUUACUGCAUAUGCCCAAAACGGGCAUAUUGUUGCUGCAAAGUCCUUUUUUGAUCAAAUGAGCGAAAGAAAUAUAUACUCUUGGACCACACUAAUCACUUCUUUUGCAUCAUACAAGGAUUUAGAAUCGGCUCUAGACACGUUUACUAGAAUGCCUGCCUGGAACAAUGCCACUUGGAAUUCUAUCGUGUCAGCUUAUACCCAAGCUGGGCAUAUUCUUGAUUUCAUGGAUUUUGAAAAAUUCAAUACCGAGAUGACUUGCAAUGCUUUGAUUUGGGUGUUUUUGCAGAAUGGCGACCUGGAUAAGGCUCGAGAUCUGUUUGAGAGUGCGUCCCAUCGAGAUAUAGUUUCAUGGAACACACUUUUGCAAGGCUACGUGGAUUGGGAGCUCAUCGAGGAAGCAGCAAACUUGUUUGAGAGAAUGCCAGCACACAAUGCAGUGAGUUGCACGUCCGUGAUUUCUGGAUUUUCUCUUGUCGGUGAUUUUGAUCGGGGUCAAAGCGUCAUCUCGUCAAUUCUCCAAUGGGACGUUGUUGCUGUCAAUGCGAUGCUCCAGUUUCUCGCAGAGUUUGGUCUGAUCCAAGAAGCGUUUGGGAGAAGAUUCUUGGGUAUUUUCCCCAGCACAGCACCGUGGCCUGGAACUCCAUGCUCAAAGCUUACGGAGAUGCGAUGA
Molecule: messenger RNA, 897 nt
Organism: Selaginella moellendorffii
Lineage: Eukaryota; Viridiplantae; Streptophyta; Lycopodiopsida; Selaginellales; Selaginellaceae
Product: pentatricopeptide repeat-containing protein At2g35030, mitochondrial-like
Exons: 2
Coding region: 1-897 (298 amino acids)
Biological process (GO): RNA modification
Molecular function (GO): protein binding; RNA binding
Source: RefSeq, a predicted model, not a curated record